This is a messenger RNA of Anopheles bellator, 2325 nucleotides long. RefSeq names its product protein suppressor of forked (gene su(f)). Lineage: Eukaryota; Metazoa; Arthropoda; Insecta; Diptera; Culicidae. Gene Ontology annotation, biological process: mRNA 3'-end processing. Bases 59 to 2221 code for a protein of 720 amino acids. The record is from RefSeq and is a predicted model, not a curated record. Gene Ontology annotation, molecular function: protein binding; mRNA binding. The transcript has 9 exons. Gene Ontology annotation, cellular component: nucleus.
CCAGUCUGCCCGCUGACAAAGUUACAUUAGGCAGCGGAUAGGGGCAUUCAGUCUCAACAUGACUCAACAGCUAAAGGAUCAACUCAAGUUUGAUAUCGAAUGGGGCCACGAAAGACUGGUGCGAGCACAGCAAACCGUCGAGGUUCGUCCGUUCGAUGUAGAGUCGUGGUCUCUAUUGGUGCGCGAAGGCCAAGGUCGACAUGUGAACGAGGUACGUUCACUGUACGAAUCGCUCGUCAGCGUUUUCCCGACUACUGCUCGGUACUGGAAAGUGUACAUUGAGCAGGAGAUGAAGUACCGGAAUUAUGAGCGCGUGGAGAAACUGUUCCAGCGCUGUUUGGUAAAAAUCCUCAACAUCGAUCUGUGGAAACUGUAUCUGACCUAUGUUAAGGAAACGAAAGUCGGACUUAGCACCCACAAGGAAAAAAUGGCGCAGGCUUACGAUUUCGCGCUAGAAAAAAUAGGCAUGGAUUUGCACUCCUUCUCCAUCUGGACAGACUAUAUAGCGUUCCUGAAAAGCGUCGAGGCAGUUGGAAGCUACGCGGAGAACCAAAAAAUUACUGCCGUACGAAAGGUGUACCAACGGGCGGUCAUCACGCCCAUAAUCGGUAUCGAACACUUGUGGAAGGACUAUAUUGCGUUUGAGCAGAACAUUAACCCCAUCAUAUCGGAAAAGAUGAGUCUGGAGCGUUCACGAGACUACAUGAAUGCUAGGAGGGUGGCGAAAGAGUUGGAGAUCGUUACGAAAGGGCUUAAUCGCAAUCUGCCGGCAGUUCCGCCAACCGUCACAAAGGAAGAGGUUAAACAGGUUGAGCUCUGGAAGAAGUAUAUUGCUUUCGAAAAGUCCAACCCAUUGCGCAGCGAAGAUAAUGCGCUCGUUACUCGGCGCGUAAUGUUUGCUAUCGAACAGUGUCUUUUGGUGCUCACGCACCAUCCGGCCGUGUGGCAUCAGGCUGCACAGUAUUUGGAUCAGAGCUCUAAGUUGUUGGCGGAAAAGGGGGAUCUUAAUGCUGCAAAAGUGUUCAGCGACGAGGCGGCUAACAUUCUUGAGCGGGCAAUUAACUCGGUUUUGAGUCGCAACGCACUCCUCUACUUCGCGUACGCCGAUUUCGAAGAGGGCCGCUUGAAGUACGAUAAAGUGCACCAGAUGUACAAUAAGUAUCUCGCCAUUAACGAUAUCGAUCCGACACUGGCGUAUAUUCAAUAUAUGAAAUUUGCGCGGCGAGCAGAAGGCAUCAAAUCGGCACGGGCCGUUUUCAAGAAAGCCCGCGAAGACGUUCGCUCCACGUAUCACGUGUUUGUAGCCGCAGCAUUGAUGGAGUACUACUGCAGUAAGGACAAAGACAUCGCCUUUCGGAUAUUUGAGCUUGGGCUUAAACGAUUCGGUGGUAGCCCGGAGUACGUCAUGUGUUACAUUGACUAUUUGUCCCAUUUAAACGAGGACAACAAUACCCGUGUGCUGUUCGAACGGGUUCUCUCUUCGGGGGGCCUAACGCCGCAGCUCUCGGUGGAGGUGUGGAAUCGUUUUCUCGAGUUCGAGUCCAACAUUGGCGAUCUGUCGAGUAUCGUCAAGGUAGAGCGGCGCCGCAGUGCGGUGCUGGAAAAGCUGAAAGAGUUCGAAGGCAAAGAAACGGCCCAGCUGGUGGAUCGGUACAAAUUUCUUGAUUUAUAUCCGUGCUCGUCGUCGGAGUUAAAAUCGAUCGGCUACACUGAAACCCACGGUAUACUAAGUGUGACGGGCGUGAAACCAGCUGCGCCGCCCGCACCAGAACCAACGGAACAACCAGUGCAGCUGGCCCGUCCCGACUUUAGUCAAAUGAUACCGUACAAGCCGAAACCGAACGCAUUCCCCGGUGAACAUCCCGUUCCGGGUGGGGCUUUUCCACAGCCGGCGGCACUGGCCGCUCUGUGCGCCAUACUGCCGCCACCGAUCAGUUUUCAAGGACCGUUCGUGGCUGUGGAUAAGUUGAUCGAGGUGUUCAAUCGCAUCCAGCUGCCGGAAGUACCACCGCCCCCUAGCGAUAGUACGGCCGAACAGCGUCUCUUCGAUUUGGCCAAAUCCGUCCACUGGAUUGUGGACGAUAGCGCAUUCGCGGGCGAGGGAGGCCUGAAACGACGCCGUAUGGCACCGGGAGGUGACGACAGUGACGAUGAAGGCGUCACUCCCGCCCCACCAGCAAACGAUAUCUAUCGAUUAAGGCAGCAGAAGCGAUUCAAGUAAACGUCGCAUAUGGUCGCUUUUGCACUGCCUGAAAAAAUGUAAAUUAUACACUUAACAGUAAUGACGAAGGGGUUUUCGGUUUUUCCACUUGAAGAAUAUAGUAG